This is a messenger RNA of Acanthosepion pharaonis, 867 nucleotides long. The record is from the annotation of a GenBank genome assembly. Lineage: Eukaryota; Metazoa; Mollusca; Cephalopoda; Sepiida; Sepiidae.
AUGCUGUCGUGUCAAUCGUUUCGUCUGAGGUCGUCUCACCGAGGGAAAAUCAAGUCGAUGCCAUCGAGUCAAUCGUUUAGAACUGAGUUCGUCACAUCCAGAGAAAAUCUGAUCGAUGCCGUCGUGUCAAUCCGUUUUGAACUGAGGUUAACACAUCCAGACAAGUCGUAUAACCCAGAGAAAUUCCGAUCGAUUCCGUCGUGUCAAUCGUUUGGAACUGAGGUUGUCUCACCCAGCGAAAAACCAAUCGAUGCCGUCAUAAUCGUCCAGACACUGUCCGAUCGAUGCCGUCGUGUCAGUCUUUUGGAUCUCAAGUCGUCUCACCCAGAGAAAAUCCGAUCGAUGCUGUCGUGUCCAUCGUUUGGAUCUGAAGUCAUCACACCCAGAGAAAAUCCGAUCGAUGCCGUCGUGUCAACCUCGUCUUGCCCAGAGAAAAUCCGAUUAAUACUGUUGUGUCAAUCGUUUGGAACUGAGGUUGUCUCACACCGACAGAAUCCGAUCGAUGCCGUCAUGUCAAUCCUUUUUGAAAUGAGGUUAACACAUCCAGACAAGAUCCAAUCGAUGCCGCCGUGUCAAUCGUUUGGAUCUGAAGUAGUCUCACCCAGAGAAAAUCCGAUCGAUGCCGUCGUUUCAUCUUUUGGAACUGAGGUUGUCUCACCCAGCGAAAAUCCGAUCGAUGCCAACGUGUCAAUCGUUUGGAAUUGCGGUUGUCUCACACAGAGAAAAUCCGACAGAUGCCGUCGUGUCAAUUCUUUCGAUUUGAAGUUUUUCAUCAACAGAGAAAUUUCCGACUGGACCCAUCAUGUCAGUUCCCACUCGAGCAGAUCAUUGUUUUUUCUCUCUCUCUCGGGCAUUGCAUUGUACUAG